UAUUGAUAUUUAUAUUAAUAUUAUUCUAUUGCGUAUUCAGUGGCUCAGCAUUAUUCAUUUUUUUUUUCAAAUUCUGUGUAACCCAUCCACUUCUUUAGCUUACAUAUAAAGAAGUACAAUAUAUAUACAAUGCUUUUUUAUACAAUAUGUUAUUUAUGGCAAUCUUAAAAUUUCAAUAUUCUUCUUUUAAGCUUUUAAUAUUGAAAUGUUUUAAUUGUGGGUCUUCUGUACUUAAGGCCAAUGCUGAUAUUACUUUGUAGGAGAUGUAGUUUAAUUAAAACUUCAUGAUUGCUGUUCAGACAUCUUUUCCAAUUAGUUUUUUAAAAAAUAUUUAACCAUGGUCAGAUUCAUUGUAUGAAAGACUUUCACUGCAAUUGCAACAGUGGUUUUAAAAAUAUCCAACUUCUUUAAUGGCAAAGGAAUUAUAAAAGUUGUGCUCUGAAUUUUGUUUUGAGUCUGCUUUAAUCUUAAGUAAUAGUUUGUUGUUGCUGUUGUGGUUCAUCUUGAUGCAUUGGAUAGAAAAAGAUAUGUAAGGACUGGUUUAGGUGUUCAUCCUUGGUCAGGUUAUAGUCUGUUUUGUGUACAUUUACAUCCUUUCAGCACAUAAGCCACUCUUGAGAGGCACUCAGGUUUUCUUUUUCAUUUAUUCGGAAUAAAUGAUUUUAAUUAAAGCUGUGCAGCUGAAACUUUUUAAUAUCACAAAGAAAUAUCCUUCACAGCAAAAUCCCAGGAUCUUUUGUUGUGCCACAGGGUUGGUAUUUUUUCCUGAAUUUGAUAGCAAUUUUUUGAGGUGGCUUACUGUUCUUCAAGAGAAUGCACUUUGUUGAUUAUGGUUUCUUUCUGUUUGCAGCUGAAUUUUUUUUUUUAAUUUGAAAUGUGUUUUUUUAUCUCUGUCAAUGAGCACAUCUCAUAUUUUUUCCUGGUGAGUGCAUAGCUCCUUUUGGUCCAUCUCCUAUAAGCCAUUAAAUAGAAAGAUAUUUCCUGGCAAAAAUUAUAAAAGGCCAUAUUCUUGUGUUUUUUAAAUUCUGAUGUGCAGUGACAAUUAAAACCGAGAUAUAACCUUUAGUAAGCUUAACAUGUAAAAGUCCAUAUUUGGUGAGGCAAACCUAUACAAACAUCACCUAAGCACAGGCUCAGUGAAGGAAACACAAAGUGGUUUUUUAUUUGUUUUUCUAAAACUUAUGUCAAGUUCAGUACUACUUAUUUGUGGUAAUCUGUUAACCAGUCUGAUUUUAAAAGCUUACUUAAACAUGCUGUUGUGAAUGCAUGUCUUACCCAUGAGUUGCAAACACCUUUUUAGCUACUCUUUCAUAUCCAUUAUUUAUGAAGUUUGGGUUUGUAUGAAGUUUGCAGUUUAAGCAGGUUAUCUGUGAUUUCUCCUUAAUCUAAAUGUAUCCAUAAAUCUCAGUGGUCUGUAUUUGAACUUUAUUUUAGUAGAAGUUGCUAAUUUGAAAUGUGCUUACUUAAUGUGCUAACUUAGUGGUUAUUCAGAAAAUUUGAACUUGGUAGAAAUCUCCAUCUUAAAACCACAAUAAAAGCACCAGAAAAGUAGGAGAGACUAUUCAUUUUUAUUGCAUGUUAUGCACCUGGAGAGUUAGUUGGACAGGGUUUGGCAAUGGAGCUUAUAGAAAUGUGAUCCAAUGCAAAUAUUUUUCUCCAAACACAUGGAUGUUGUCCUUAUCUAUAUUGCAAUCUUGCUAGAAACAAAAAAGUACCAGUAAUUAUUUUGACCCUCCUGAAAGACACAAAUAAAACUCACAUGUUGCUUUAAACAAAAUUGAGUGUGGGUUUCUAAAUGCUUGACAUAAUUUUAACAUGUUAAAAGGCUUUCAAAAAUUCUUAAAAACUUAAACAUCUGCAGCAGGAGUUGGACAAAAUAUUAUAGAUCAAAACUUCUCAUUACUUUUCAAUUUCCUGUUCAUAUGUUAAGCUUGCAUUUUUGGGUCUAACUCAGGACUGGUCAGGAUUAAAGAAAGUCAAAGGGAGUGUCAAAUACCUUUGUUGCAGCACGCAGAACCAUGAAGCACCAAAGUUUCUCUUGGUGAAUAAAUGUUUUCAGCAAGUAAAACAAGAAAAACAUGAUGAUUUGAGUGUGGGGACUGCAGCAUGUCUGCUGUUGACAUUUCUUGUAUUGGUACAAGCAUAUGAUUUUGUAUAAUUAGCUGCUUAUCAACUUGAUGUCUGCGCCAUGGCGUGUCUGGACUUUAAGUCUUGUUUCUAAGAAAUAAAUCAAUUGACUGUCAGUUAGAUACCAAUUAGAUAAAGUGCUUAGUAUUAAUCAUUUCUUUAUGUGUUCAAAAGCGUGACAAAAGCCAGUGACAGUGAAAUAGUGUAUUGUAGAGCUAAACAAUUUGAGAUAAAAUGUUCUUAUAAAAUUGUUAAAGAAGGAAAUGAGGGGACAGAGAAACUGAAAUAUGCUAAAUAAAUUGAUUUCAUUACACAUUGUAGAAAAUCCUUCAUUUCAAUUGUUUUUUUAGAAAGGAUUUUUCCACUUAUUCACAACUAUAGAUAGCAAUAACAACAAAUAAAAUUGAAAUAAUUAGAAGAUGUAAAUUCCCCAUGCACCUAGAUCUAAUCAGAACUCAAGGUAUCAAUUUUACAUGUUAUCAACUCCCUGUGUUUAAAAACGGCUGAUGAUUAGAAAAGGUUUAGAACAAAAUUAUCCUUUAAAACUCAAAAUAAUUUGCUUAGUGCUCUGAUGCCAAACUGCCUAAAACAAAACUCUCUGAUAGCUUUCAGUGAUUUAUCUGUUAGGUUACAGAAUAAUUAAAAUGUAAGCGUGUAAUAUAAAAGUAUAUCUGGAAAAAAAAUACAUUUCAAAACACCCAUACUUUUAAAUUGAACCCAGUUGACGUUAAAUUAUUGCUGAAAAAAAAUUACUAAAAUCCACGAUAAGCCUGCGUUCCGUUUCCAAAUUACGACGAAAUACUAUUUGUAUACCUUUUAUGUCGUUCAGCUGAACUCAAGAUGUCGCUGUGCACCAGCCUUAAAUAUAUGUCUGUUCUUUUGUUGAUUUAUUUCAUUCGCCGUUGAGCUGUUGCAGAUAAAGACAGUGCGGAUCAUUUGCGGAUCGCUUUUGUUCCAUAUCUUGUCGCUACUAACCUACGUUGACUGAUGUAAUACCAUUGCUUAUAUUACACCAAUUUCUUUAAAAAAAUGGAUUUGAACAUAUUUGUCCUUCUGUCGUGGAGCUGCUCGUUUUUUCUGCUGCAAACUGCGCAUGGAGACAUGAGCUAUUCUUUCCCGGAGGAGAUGAAACGAGGAUCAGUUAUUGGAAAUAUCGCCAAAGAUCUCGGGCUGCAGACAGGAGCGCUGUCCACCAGAAGAGCCCGCAUUGACACCGAGGAAAGUGAUAAACGUUACUGUGACAUAAACCUGAAGAGCGGUGAGCUGAUUGUGGCGGAGAGGAUUGACCGAGAGGAGCUUUGUGGCGAAAAGGCUUCGUGCAUCUUAAAACAAGAGCUCGUUUUGGAGAAUCCUCUAGAGCUGCAUCGGAUCAGCCUUAAUGUUCAAGAUGUUAAUGAUAACUCUCCGCAGUUUGAUGAGGAAUUAACCAACCUAGAAAUUCAUGAGCUAGCAGUAAGAGGAACUCGCUUUGUGAUAGAGGAGGCGCACGAUGCGGAUGUAGGACAAAAUUCAGUUCAGCAGUAUAGCCUUGAAAAGAACGAAAAUUUCAUUCUGGCUGCUAAUGGAAACACAGUGGAGCUUGUUUUAGAUAAGGAGCUUGAUCGAGAAAAACAGAAAGAAAUUAAUUUACUCCUUACAGCUUUAGAUGGCGGAUCUCCUCAGAGAUCAGGUACAGUGGUCAUACAUGUAACUGUACUGGAUGCUAAUGAUAACGCCCCAGUGUUUAGCCAGGCCGUUUAUAAAGCCAGUCUGCCUGAAAACUCUCCUAUUGGUACUUUAGUGAUAACAGUGAGCGCAACUGAUGCAGAUGAGGGAGUGAAUGGAGAUGUGACCUAUGAUUUUGCACACAUUAAUGAGGAUGUUAAAAAGAAAUUCACAAUUGAUCGCAAAGUAGGGGAAAUAUGUGUAAUAGAUACUGUAGACUAUGAAGUUACAACAUCAUAUGAAAUACGUGUAAAAGCAAAGGAUGGUCUGGGGAAGUCAUCAUAUGCUAAGGUCAUUAUUUCUAUCACUGAUGUGAAUGACAACGCCCCUGUAUUCAGUCUGAAAUCACUGACCAAUCCCAUACCAGAAGACACUCCAGCUGGUACAGAGGUGGGCAUCAUUAAUGUACAGGACAGAGACUCUGAGAAUAACCGACAGGUUCGCUGCUCCAUCCAGCAAAAUGUCCCUUUUAAGUUGGUUCCUUCUAUUAAAAACUAUUAUUCUCUGGUGACCACAGGACAACUGGACCGUGAACUAGUAUCUGAUUACAAUAUUACAAUCACUGCCACUGAUGAAGGCUCUCCUCCUCUGUCCUCCUCUAAAACUAUUCAGUUAUCUGUAGCUGACAUCAAUGACAACCCACCUGUGUUUGAGGAACAGUCCUACAGCACAUAUGUGAGUGAAAAUAACAAACCUGGCUCCUCUUUAUGUACUGUUUCUGCUAGAGAUCCUGACUGGAGACAAAACGGUACAGUGAUUUAUUCUCUGUUACCUGGUGAGGUGAACGGUGCCUCGGUGUCCUCCUAUCUAUCUGUUAAUGGAGACACAGGAGUGAUCCACGCUGUGAGGUCAUUUGAUUAUGAACAGUUCAGGAGUUUUAAAGUCCAAGUGAUGGCCAGAGACAAUGGUUCUCCUCCACUCAGCAGCAAUGUGACUGUCAGUGUGUUCAUAUCAGAUGUGAAUGACAACUCUCCUCAGAUAUUGUACCCAGCACCAGAGGGCAGCUCCUUCAUGACUGAGUUGGUCCCUAAAGCUGCACAUGGAGGGUCUCUGGUGUCUAAAGUGAUAGCAGUGGACGCAGACUCUGGACAAAACGCCUGGCUUUCAUAUCAUAUAGUCAAAGCCACAGAUUCUGGACUUUUCAGUAUUGAUUUGCACAGUGGAGAGAUCAGGACACAGCGAGACAUUUCAGAAUCUGACAGCAUGAAACAGAACCUGAUUGUUGCAGUGAAAGAUAAUGGACAGCCCUCUCUGUCUGCCACCUGUUCAAUGUUUUUACUUAUUUCUGAUAACUUGGCUGAAGUGCCAGAACUGAAAGACAUUUCUUACGAUGAGAAGAACUCCAAGAUGACUUCUUAUCUGAUCAUUGCACUGGUUUCUGUGUCCACCUUCUUUCUGACCUUCAUCAUCAUCAUCCUGGGUGUGAGGUUUUGUCGUAGGAGAAAGCCCAGACUGUUGUUUGAUGGAGCAGUAGCCAUCCCAGGAGCUUAUCUACCUCCUAAUUAUGGAGAUGUUGACGGUACAGGAACUUUACGCAGCACAUAUAAUUAUGAUGCCUACCUGACAACAGGAUCCAGAACCAGUGACUUUAAGUUUGUAUCAUCUUACAAUGACAACACACUGCCUGCUGACCAGACUCUGAAGAAAAGUUUGAGUGAUUUUACUGAGGCUUUUGGAGAACUGGAAGGAUUCUCAGAGGUAUGA
Molecule: messenger RNA, 5535 nt
Organism: Xiphophorus hellerii (green swordtail)
Lineage: Eukaryota; Metazoa; Chordata; Actinopteri; Cyprinodontiformes; Poeciliidae
Product: protocadherin gamma-A10-like
Exons: 1
Coding region: 3157-5535 (792 amino acids)
Biological process (GO): homophilic cell-cell adhesion
Cellular component (GO): plasma membrane
Molecular function (GO): calcium ion binding
Source: RefSeq, a predicted model, not a curated record